AGCCAACCGAAACACACCUACAGAGAGGCCCAAAAAUCAAACCAUUGUUGUUUCUGAACAAACAAAUGGUUCGAUUCAAGCUUCCAAAAUCCAAACAAUCAUUUCAGUCUCUUACAACCUUAUUAAAAACAGGUUUCAAUCCAACUCUCAAACACCACAUCAAUUUCCUUAAUCAUCUUUACAAAUCCAAAAAAUAUCAAUUCAUUACACAUUUCAUAUCAUCUCGACUAAGCCAAGAAAAUCACAUUACACAAUUAAUCUUUACAAAAGCCCUUCUAAAACAACAUAGUUAUGAAAAAGCUUUCGACUUUAUCAAUACCCACAUGCCAAAUCCCCCAAAGAUUCUUCAAAAUCAGGUAUUUGAUUCAUUGAUUCAAGGUUUUUGUGUCAAUUUGAAAAACCCAGAAAGGGGCUUUUCAGUUUUGGAAAUUUUGUCGAAAAAUGAUGGUUUUUCACCUUCUUGUUUUACUUUUUGUACAUUGGUUUGUAGUUUUUGUAAGCAAGGUAAGAUGGAUAGAGCUAUUGAGGUUUUGGAAGUGAUGACUAGUGAUAAAUUUAGAUACCCUUUAGAUAGUUUUGUUGUUAGUUGUGUUGUUUACGGGUUUGUUAGUAUCGGAAAGUAUGAGCUUGCUUUAAGGUUUUAUGAAAAUGCUGUGAAAAAUGAUGAUGGUUUACGGAUGAAUAUUGUUAGUUAUACUUGUGUUUUGAGUGCUUAUUGUAGAUUGGGACAGUUUGAGAAAGCUAGUGAUUUAGUUAAGAAGAUUGAAAUAGACGGAUUGGAAUUCGACGUUGUGUUUUAUGGUAGUUUUGUUUAUGAGUAUUUUAGGGUUGGGAGUGUAAUCGAGGGUUUGAAAAAGCAUAAAGAAAUGGUUGAGAGGAAGAUAGAGAGGGAUACUAUUAGUUACACAAUACUAAUAGACGGUUUCUCAAAGGAAGGACUUGUGGAGAAGGCGGUAGGUUUUAUAUAUAAGAUGAGAAAAGAGGGAAUUAAGCCGAAUUUGAUUACUUAUACGGCGAUCAUAUUGGGAUUUUGCAAGAAAGGUAACUUAGAGGAGGCUUUAAAUGUGUUCAAGUUUGUUGAGAAUUUGGGGAUGGAGUUGGAUGAAUUUGUGUAUGCUACUUUAAUCGAUGGAUUUUGUAGGAUUAAUGAUUUUGAUGCCGUGUUUCAUUUGCUUGAUGAAAUGAAGGAAAAGGGUAUUCAGGCAAGUAUUAUCACGUAUAACAUUAUAAUUAACGGGCUGUGUAAAUCCGGGAGGACAGAUGAGGCGAAUGAGGUUUCAAGAGGCAUGGAAUCAGAUGCUGUGACUUAUAGUACAAUGUUACAUGGGUAUAUCAAAGAAAAAGAUCUUACGGGGUUGUUGAUGACAAAAAAAAGACUUGAAGAAUCCGGAGUUCCUAUGGAUGUUGCACUGUGCAAUGUGCUUAUCAAAGCAUUAUUUAUGGUAGGUUCAUUUGAGGAUGUAAACAUUAUUUACAAGGGGAUGUCAGAGAUGGGUUUGGCUGCAAAUGAUGUUACUUAUUGUACUUUGAUUGAUGGGUACUGUAAGUUUGGUCGAAUUGAAGAGGCACUUGAAAUAUUUGAUGAGUUUCGACGGACAUCAAUGGAUUCAGUAGGUUGCUACAAUUGCAUCAUCAAUGGCCUUUGCAAGAAUGAUAUGAUUGAUAUGGCCAUUCAAGUCUUUUUAGAGCUUAAUGAAAGAGGUAUGCCUUUAGAUCCCGCUACUUACCAAAUUUUAUUACAAUCCAUUUUAAGAGCAACAGGCCCAGAAGGGGUAUUAGAUUUUGUUUCAAAAAUUGAAAAAUUGGGGCCUGAAGUUUUUCAUAUAAUAUGCCACAAUGCUUUUUGUUUCCUCUGUGAUGGGGGCUUUUUUAAGUUUGCCAGCGAGUUGUACACUUUCAUGAGAAUAAACGGACUUGUUAAUACCAAAAUGUCCCAUAAGUUACUAUUGGAAUUACUUCUUAAAGAUCAAAAAACGUGUGUUACUAAAAUUCCUUUAAGUGAUUUUGUGAAAGAAUUUGGAGUUUUUGAGCCUAGAGUUAGCAGGAUCAUUUUACAUCACCUAUGUAUGAAAGACAUAGGCCUUGCCAUCAAACUCCUGAAAACAGAUAAUGCAAAAAUACAAAAUCUUACUUUCCCGGUCUCUGUUCUGGAGAAACUAAUAAAGAAUGGUAGGGCCUGCGAUGCUUAUAAACUUUUGAUGGAAUCAAAAGAAAGAUUACCCUUCAUGGAUGUCGUCGAUUACACCAUUAUAGUCAAUGGUCUUUGUAAAGAGGGAUAUAUUGGCAAAGCUGUAGAGGUAUGUGCUUUAGCUAAAAGUCUUGGAAUUAUCCUCAACAUUAUCACUUACAAUUCAAUCAUUAAAGGAUUAUGCCACCAGGGUUGUUUUAUUGAAGCGUUUAGGCUAUUUGAUUCAUUAGAAACGAUUACUGUGACACCCUCGGAAAUCACAUACUCUACACUUAUUGAUACAUUAUCCAAAGAAGGCUAUUUGCUUGAUGCCAAGAAGUUUCUAGAAAGAAUGGUUUUGAAGGGCCUGAAACCAAAUAUUCGUGUUUAUAAUUCAUUAAUAAAUGGGUAUAGUAAGCUUGGAAGGUUGCCAGAAGUUUUAAGUAUUGUAGAGGAUUUGAAUGAAAAAGGCAUCAAACCAGAUGAAUUUACAAUCAGUGUAGUGAUUAAUAGUUUCUGUAGAAAUGGUAAUAUGGAAGGGGCCCUUGAGUACUAUUUUGAUGCUAGAAAUAACGGAUAUGUGCCGGAUUUAUUGGGGUUUUUUAAUUUAAUAAGAGGGUUAUGUUCAAAAGGAAGAAUGGAAGAAUCUAGAAGCAUUUUGAGAGAUAUGCUUCAAACUGAAAAAGCUGUUGACUUGCUAAAGAAGGUUGAUACAGGGGGUGAAGCAGAGUCGGUGGACCAUUUUCUCAUUUCGUUAUGUGACCAAGGAAAUAUUCGAGAAGCCGUUUUGAUUCUUGAUCAAAUUAUGCCUAUCCUCUUUCCUGUUGGAAAGAAGGUUGAUGAAGGUAAGUUUUGUAUUGUUGGAUCUCAGCCGUUGAUCUCAAAUGACGAAGAUGAUGCGGUGAAUGGUGAUUUUGAUGCUUAUUAUGGUCUGCUUGAAUCGCUCUGUUCAUCAGGAGAGUUAAAGAAGGCGAAUAAAAUUGCAAAGUUGCUUGCUGGUUUUGAUGGAGGAUGAUUAUAUACCAAAAACAUCAUUUUCUGUAUAUCUUCGUAUAUCUGCUGGGGGAGAUGCUUUGCCUGUGAGGGUCAUCAAAGCUGAGCCUAGGUUGAGUAGUUAACGAGCUACUAAGAACAACGAAACUGGAAUGUGGAAGAUUUAUUGUGAUUGCCACCAUUGUGCAAUGGAAGUUCCAGUCUCCAAAAGAUUAUAAUUCUAUCAGUUGGGUCCAAUAGUCUUCUGGCUGCCUCAAAAGCACUUUCUUCAAUCCAUUCGGCCAUUUGUUGCUAUACCUCUCUCUGCUAUUAAGACGGAGUUUUUGUUGCACAAGCAGCCGAAAAUGGAGGCAUGUUCUCAGAAUCUUAAUGUCUUGCAAUCUGUGGAUCGAAUCCACUUCCGUUGAUGACGGAGAUAUAAAAACCAUCUAAUACUCGGAAAUGGUAAGAUCCUAGCUGAAUAUGGCAUGUCAUGAAACACUUGGCUAUGAUUUUUGGAACUAGCAUGACUGCACCACAUAUAGCCGGGAUUGCUGCCCUUGUGAAGCAAAAGCCCCCUCACUGAGACUGGGUGUUAUCGAGUUCUAGCCUAAUAGUAUUCGGGAUCUGAAACAAUGAUGUUUGUUAUGGCCACAUUUAUGGCAGAGGUAAAACUUCGAGACGGCUCCAGAGGGCGCUGUCGAUGAAACCCCCGAUAAAGACAUUCGAGGCUAUCUACUGCGUAUUAUUGGCGCGAUAGUGCUUCCAAAUUGAAACAAGUACUCUGUAUCUAUGUACAUUCUCUAGUUUUUGGAGUUCCUUAGUUUUGUAUGGAGCGCUGCUGCCCUUUCCAUGCUACACUCAUAUUUACUUUCCUAUGAAAGAGAUGAUGUCAAAGGUCCAACUUAGAUCCUGGAGGUAUUUUAUAAUCCCAGAGCUAGUUUGGAUCCUGGCCUCAUUUUUGUUGCAAGUUUGUUCUUUUAUAAAUGAUUAGCAUAUCAAACAUGAUUACACAAGUUAUAUUCUUCCAUAUUAAUUUGGUCUCAUGUAUAAAAUGAUGAAGGUUUCUGUUAUACUAA
Molecule: messenger RNA, 4218 nt
Organism: Erigeron canadensis
Lineage: Eukaryota; Viridiplantae; Streptophyta; Magnoliopsida; Asterales; Asteraceae
Product: pentatricopeptide repeat-containing protein At5g57250, mitochondrial
Exons: 3
Coding region: 66-3182 (1038 amino acids)
Molecular function (GO): protein binding
Source: RefSeq, a predicted model, not a curated record